AUGUGGCAACCACCCCCAAUGCCGAAGCCCGCCUCUGCUCCAUGGGGUUUGAUCAUCAGCGAAGCCGACUUCAAGAGACUCAAAAAAGGUCUUGAGCCUGAAAGCAUGGAUGACAAGUACCAGAUCAAGGCCACAGAAGACAGCGACAGCGGCGCUGUUACCAUCCACUGGGUCCGGGCAUUCCAUGACGAGUUUUGGUCUCUCGUAAUCAAGAAGUACGAUGACGACAACAGCAACACCAUCUACAGAAUCGACACCAUCAACUGGGCGCAGGUCCACUCCACAGUACCCAUUUCGGAGGCGUUGGCAAAAAAGCAGGUGGUAGUCCUGAGCAGAUGCAAUCUUGAGUGCGAUUUCGAGGCGGCCCCCGCUUAUGACGAGCCGGAUUUCUAUGACGAGCCGGCUGAGGACAAUAUUGUCAAUGGGACGAAAUGA
Molecule: messenger RNA, 435 nt
Organism: Colletotrichum karsti
Lineage: Eukaryota; Fungi; Ascomycota; Sordariomycetes; Glomerellales; Glomerellaceae
Exons: 1
Coding region: 1-435 (144 amino acids)
Source: RefSeq, a predicted model, not a curated record